Messenger RNA from Pogona vitticeps (central bearded dragon), 987 nucleotides. The record is from RefSeq and is a predicted model, not a curated record. Lineage: Eukaryota; Metazoa; Chordata; Lepidosauria; Squamata; Agamidae.
CGUGAACGCAGAGGCGCCCUAUCAGACGCCUGCUCGCAGUGACUCUCGGCGGGUGCGGAAAGCGGCUCGAGACGUUCUUUCGGCAUGGCUCCUGCUCAGUACUGCGUCCCUGGAGAAAGACUGUGCAGCUUAGAGGAAGGAAUCCCUGGGAGCGGCACCUAUACACGCCAUGGCUCCAUCUUUUCCUCUCUGGCUGGUUGUCUUGUGAAGAAAAGUGAGAAUGGCAUGCUCCCUGUGAUCUCUGUGAUGAGGGAUGCAGAGUCUCAGCUUCUGCCUGAUGUAGGAGCCACAGUGACAUGCAAGGUUUGCAGCAUUAACUCUCGUUUUGCCAAGGUACACAUCUUGUAUGUUGGCUCGACACCACUGAAGUCCCCGUUCCGUGGGACAAUAAGGAGAGAGGAUGUCCGUGCAACAGAGAAAGACAAGGUAGAGGUUUACAAGAGUUUCCGCCCAGGAGACAUUGUUCUGGCCAAAGUUAUAUCUUUAGGGGAUGCACAGUCCAACUACUUGCUGACUACAGCAGAGAAUGAGCUGGGGGUAGUGGUGGCUCACAGUGAAGCAGGUAUACAGAUGGUGCCAGUCAGCUGGUGCGAAAUGCAGUGCCCUAGUACCCAUGGCAAGGAGCUGCGCAAGGUAGCCCGGGUACAGCCCCAGUUUCUGCAGACAUAGCGAGUGAGAAAUUCAUCAAGUUGUACCACUAGCAGAGGAAAGGGUACCUCCAGGCAAGGAGCUAGAAGGACUCGGAAGUAACUUUCUGUGCUGUUGCUGUGAACUGGUCUCACGUAAAUGGAAGCCAGGGCUAGGUGUCUGGAUCUCUUCACUUCUGCCUCUAGGAUGCUUUGGGAAAAAAGACUUUGGCUACAUCCCAAGUUUGCCAGUUGUACUUUUUGUAAAGCAAUAAACUGUUCCUUUGGUUCCUGCCUCAAGUCAGAGGCCUAGGGCUCCAUAGUGCCUCCACUGAAAGGGCAAAUAAAACUGCAAAAGUUA